CGUCUCCUUCGCAAGUGCUCGCUCCCGAUGCGUCGCGCCUGUAUCCCCCAUUGCCAGUGUCCCACCAGUCUACGGCCCUUUCGUACGAGGUUGAAGAUGCUUGUGGUGUUUGUGAUCCUUCUUCACUUUUCCCAUCAUGCCUCAGCUGUGGUGCUGGUUGAGGGGGAUCCGUUCGUUCUGCUGCACUGUGAGUUUGAAACAUUUGAACUGGAAGAACCCACAGUGGUGUGGAGCCGCAAGGACUUCAAUCCUCCAACUGUCCACGAGCGUCAAGCUAAUGCUGACAAACUACAAGACCAAAACCAGCACUACAGCGGCCGAACAUCCAUGAAGAAGAAUGCUCUGGAAUCUGGAGACCUCACCCUGAAUCUGACAAACCCCAAGGUGUCUGACAGCGGCACUUACACCUGCACCGUAAAAGCUGCUAGGAUUGGACGACGACAAUUAACAGAAAUACAACUGCAAGUCAAACCAAAAGAUACAACCUGGGCCAAUGGUCUUGUGGCCCUGUUCCUCCUGCUUGCUGUCUUUGGAGUUGUUGGGGGUCUUUUGUUUUAUUUUCGACAAUAUUUCAUGUCUGACUACAAGGUCCAAGUGGAGUCAGGAGUGAUGUCUGUCCAGCUGCCCUGCAAAACCACAGUUCGCCUGCCUAAAAAUGCUAAAGUGCAGUGGACCGACAGCAGCAAGAGAACUGUCCAUGUAAAGGAGGAUGGCGAAGACCAGAAUGGAGAACAGGACUGGAAAUACAGAGGCCGAACAAAGAUGAAGAUUGGAGACCUCAGUCUGACCCUGAAAUGUCCUGAAGAAGGAGACACAGACACCUACACCUGCACCGUGUCCAGUGGGGAGACCAUCCUGGUGAAGAAACAAGUGGAGCUCAACGUCAAAGUUCUCAAGGUGGAGGAAAAUUCAGGUGUGAAGUAUGUCCGUCUGCCCUUUAAAACCACGGUUGACCUGUCUAAAGACAUUGAAGUGGAGUGGCUGGACAGAAACCACAGCAAGGUCCAUGUGUAUCGGAACAACUCUGACCAGCCUGAGGAACAAGACUGUUUUUACGGUGGCAGAACCAAAUUGGAUCUGCUGAAAACUGGAGACCUCAGUCUGACCUUGAUGUACCCCACUGACACAGACAACCACACCUACACCUGCAACAUCAGUGAGAAUGGAGACACCCUGAUAAAGAAACAAGUGAGCCUACAUGUUAAAGCAUGUCAGGUGGAGGUGGAGAAGGGGGAGCAGUUGGUCCAGUUGCCCUUCAAGACCACAGGUGACUUACCUGAAGACAGCACAGUAGAGUGGGAAACCAGUGAACCUGAAUACAUGAGGGUUCAUGUGUAUCAGGGCGGUUCUGAUCAGUCCGGAGAACAGGCUGACAUUUACAGAGGCCGAACAAAGAUGGAUCAAAAACCUCUGAAAAGUGGAGAUCUCAGUCUGACCCUGGAAAACCCCACAGACAAAGACACUGGAACAUACGUGUGUGAAGUUUACAGCAACAACAGAAACAUCCUGAGGAAGAAAGUAGUAGAGCUCAAAGUGAAAGACAAAGAUCAUCUUAAAGUGAACUUCAGCAACAGAAGGGACUCUACUGAUCCAAAUCCUCUGAUUGAUUAUCCCAAUGAUGAAUCAGUUUGAUUGUAGGUCUUUGUUUAUUGACUUGGAUAAGACAGAAAACGGCAGUGAAAGAUCUGAUAGACGACGGAUGAAGAAGACAGAGGACGUACCAACUUCACUAACGUCAGCUUUAAUUUAAAAAACAUUUACUCAGGACCACAUCAUAUACAUUGUCAAUGCUGACUAAUAAUAAGCUAUCACACAAUUGCGAUUGAGCAUAAUGACACCCAAAACGAUGUGUAACUUUCACAAAACUGAAGUUUUCUGGAUCUACCUAAUGUGACCAGUGGUGACAUGUUUAUCUGCAUGUCAUCAUUCCAUCCCUGGUUGUCCAGGUGGGGACCAGGAAAUUACCUGGGGAAAGCAUGGUUCAAUCAGGUCAGAUGACAUACAAUCUCAAGUCAACUAGUUUAUGACUAUUAACAUAAUCAUAAACUAGUCAUGUGUCAUUUUGACAAGAAUGUUCAUUUGAGGAUUUUCAGUCAGGUUUUAGAUGGUAUAGUAACAGCACUGUUACAAUCUCCUCAGUGUCUCACAACACACAGUCUCUAGACUAGCCCUGCUAGACCCUGUUGAUAUUGGUACUUUACUACAUGGACUGGAAUAUGUCAUUGGGAUUAUAGGGAAGUGGGAAGUGCACUGGACUGGUCUUUGUGUGAUAAUCUAAGAUAAAUGAUGUUGUCCCAGCCUUGUCUGAAUUUGUAGCCAUUGUUCCUGAGAACUGUGCCCAGAGAUGGGCAGUUUUAGAGUAAUCAAGUUGUAGUCCCAGAAGAAAUUGGCAAAGGACUAAACUCAUCACACCUGAAACCAGUUGUAUCAAUAAUGUCCCUCCAUCCACUUAAUCAGGUACACAGCAGUUCACCAUAUAAUAAAUAAUGACAUCUAUAGUAGUGAUUAGUGUAUUAAUCUUUAAGAUGAACAAGUAAGGCUGCUACUUAAACAGGAACGCUGCAGACGGGAAAACAGGAAAGGAAUAAAGGGAACGAAAACUGAGAGCCCAAACUCUUCUGUAUUGGAGUUUCAAACAUUCCUUAAUAUUUUCAGAUGACCUUCCUGGGAAUUCUUCCACCAGCCUCUGUUCUAAACUGGAUACUGGCCGUGGGAACCAGGCAGGAUUUUUAUUUUAAUCCACUUUCUUAGACUAUCCAGAGUUUCUCACCACUUACUGGCUUGAUGUCUGUCCAUCACUGAAGCACUUGUGUUUAAGAAAAAAUAGUCAGGAGCUCAGAGGUCAGCAUGUGAACAACUUUCAGUUGUGAUGGGGAUUUCUAUUGGUGUUAAUAAACGUGUAACUACACUGAUGGUCAUUCAGUUUGUCUUAGAUUUAUGUCGUCUAGGUCCAGCAGUAAUAACAAAGUUAUUAAAUGUACUUUGACUGUACACUUUGUAUCAUGCACAUGCAGCCUUACAUUUUUACUCCACUACUAUGAUGGUUGUACAUUUCUGUCAGCGCUUCACUGCUGGCAGCCAAGCAGUUACUUUUAAACCAUAAGACAAACUGCAUUCCUUACUAUAAUUAAAUGUAACAUUUUUUACAGUUUGAUGGUGAUUUUGCUGGAUACUUAGCUACUUAGCUUUAGGUUAUACCUAUAACCUAUGGGUUAUGACUGCAUAUUACCUGGAAGUCAGACGAAAUUCCACUGGCCACAAAAUGUUUGUGCAUAAAAUUGUCCUGGAUUCGCCCUAUUGAGUCAACUGAUUGCGCUCUGGCAAAGAUAAAAUCAAAUCUUUUGGGCUGGCUUUAUGUGAUGAUGGACAGAAGAGUAACAGUGACAUAGUCAUACUUACCUGAAAUUGAUAAAAUAGAUCUGAUUGGUUGGAUGAGAAUUUUAUCUUAUCAUACUUUAACAAGACUUGAGUUGGGCUAUAUCAGGGUAGCUGGAUGAUAGUUUGUCAUUGAAUAUAUUAAACUAAAUAAAUAAA
This is a messenger RNA of Mugil cephalus (flathead mullet), 3534 nucleotides long. Its product is annotated as butyrophilin-like protein 2. The record is from RefSeq and is a predicted model, not a curated record. Lineage: Eukaryota; Metazoa; Chordata; Actinopteri; Mugiliformes; Mugilidae. The coding region runs from base 28 to 1632 and encodes 534 amino acids. The transcript is spliced from 7 exons.